Lachancea fermentati is the source of this 261-nucleotide messenger RNA. NCBI's taxonomy places the organism in Eukaryota, Fungi, Ascomycota, Saccharomycetes, Saccharomycetales, Saccharomycetaceae. The record is from the annotation of a GenBank genome assembly.
AUGUCUGCCAACCCAGGAAACUCGCUGAGAGCGCUCUCUCCAACACCUCCAGAGCGUGGAUCAUUUCCUUUAGAUCAUGAUGGCGAAUGUACUAAACAGAUGCAGGAGUAUUUGGAAUGCAUUAAGCUGGUGAAAGGCGAGAACGCUCCAAACUGCAGACUACUCGCGAAAAACUAUUUGAAAUGUCGUAUGGAUCACCAGCUGAUGGAUCAGGACGAGUGGAAAAAUUUAGGUUUGCCUGAAGAUCAGCUGAAGAAAUAG